ACUAUAAGAGAAGUGUUGUAGGACCGUGAAUGGCAGUGACAGCUAGAGAAUAACUUUAGCAAGUUUGUGCAUCUAUGGAGCUUUGUGAAUGAUUCGAUGGAACGAAAAACUGGGUCAGGUUUAAUAUAGUCGCAUCCGAAUUGGUACCAAACGUACGAGUUUGGAUUGUGCUCAAAAUCAGGAUCAAAUCUGUUUUUUGUUUUUUGUUUUUUGGUAGGAGUAAACAGAUUUCGUUCUUGGUGGGUCAAAUCACAUCAAAACAAUGAGUAGGUAUGGAUCAGCUCGCUCUUUAUUUUGCUCCCUCUCCGUUUAAGUGUCGAUGUAAACAAAAUGUCUAACGAAAUCACUGAUGACUUUGAUGAAAGCAAGUGUGAGCUGGUCAAAUAUGUGAUUUUAAAAAAAGAAAUAGAGGAUGAAGAUAUCCAGUUUACCUCUAUUGAGCUUCAUACAACACUCAAGAUCACAGUGGUUCUUCAGGGUCAGUCGAUUACAAGGUCAAAAGUCAGCCCUUACAAGUAUCGAGUCUACACUCAUCAAGGCACUGUGUCUGAUACAAAGGAUGAGAAUUCAGGAAUCAAGAAGAGUUACUUAGCCAAGACUGGUCCCGAAGCUUUGAAGAUCUUUCAGGAGCAACAUGACAUCUGGGCCUCUGAACCUCACAACAUGACGAAAACUACGACGAUGCUUUCUCGAUGGCUCGGAUCCAAUGUGCUCACAAAGCGUCUCCUGGAGUCUCAAGCAUCCAAAGGAGAGGUUUCCUCUGAGGUAGCUCGACUUGCGGACAAUCUUUGGAAGGAAUCGAUGGGAGAGCUAUCCGAGGUCCUUACAGUCCCUGUCAAAGCUAUACCUCUCGGGAAGGUCGAGAAAGCCGAGUCAGUUCUCCUGCAGAUCAAGCGCGCCCUCCUUGACAAGGAAACGAAGGAUGACUCGGUGAUUCACGGACUGAGUGAGCAGUUUCAUGAGCUGAUACCAUACAAGGCCGAGUGCAGAAAUGAUCUCACUAAUAUGAGAAUGGUCGCGGUCAAACAAGACCUCUGUCAGCUGAUCCAAGACGUGAUAAAUGUGAACGAGGCACUAGGAUGGAAGAAACAACCAUCAGCCAAAUCUAAGUAUCGGGCCAUGAGGUGUUAUAUUGAGAGCUUAGAUACAGAUCAUCCAGAAUACAAGCAAGUUGAAGAACUCGUCAUGAGCACUACUCAACCCAUUGAUGAUGAGGUCUCGAUACAACGAAUCUUUGCUGUCAAUCGGGCCCUUGAUGAGUUCAAAUUCAACAGAACCAUCGGCAACGAACGACUCCUCUUCCACGCAUCCAAGGCUUGCAACUUCCUCGGAAUCCUAUCUCGCGGUAUCCUGCUACCAAAGAUCGUGGUCGAGAUGUUUGGAAUAGAUCGUUGGGAUGCAGGCAUGCUUGGGAGUGGAAUCUACUUCGGCGAUUGUAUGAGCACCUGUGCGAAGUACUCCGCACCUGGGAAGUUUACAGGCACUCGUUUCUUGGCAGUCAACAACGUAGCUCUAGGGGAGAGCAAGGAUAUCUAUGAAAAGAGGACAGACAUUGAGAGUGCGCCUGACGGGUUUAACAGCGUUCAUGGAGUUAGGAAGACAGACCAAGUUGAAUCUUUCUUCGUGGACGACGAGUAUGUCGUAUACCAAGCCAACCAGCACUGCCUUCGCUACCUCGUCGAGUUCAAGCUGACAGAAAGAAACUCUGAUGAGACCGACAACCAGACUACCUCGGCAUCACAGGCUUCGGUGAGUGACCAUAGUAGCACCGAAGAUACCGACUCUGAUGAUGACAUCGAUGACGAAAUAGACAUUCUGGAUGUCCAAGGGAUGGUGUAUCCUGAAGCAAAGGUCAAAGCAGGUCUCAAUACGACAGGGGAAGGUCAAGUUGAAUUAGAAGCUGUCCACGUCAGAGCAUCAAUCAUCGACCUGGCAGCAGAGGUAAUUGUUCUACAGAAGUACCGGAACGUUGGUGAAGAGACUGCAGACACCCGUUAUGUCUUUCCUCUUGACGAGCGAGCAGCGGUGUGCGGAUUCGAUGCUUAUAUCAAUGGCAAGCGCGUCAUCGGGAUCGUCAAGGAGAAGGGGCAAGCGAGGAAGUCGUACGACAAGGCCAAACAGGAAGGACAUGGAGCUUAUCUCAUGGAAGAAGAAGCGACGAAUGUCUUUACGAUCACUGUUGGAAACCUACCACCUGGAUCGUGUGUCAUCAUCUCGGUCAGGUACGUCACUGAGCUGGUCAUCGAAGGAGAUCGUAUCGCGUUCAACCUACUUGGUAGCGUAGCACCAUGGAAGAAGAAAGAAAUCCUGACCGGCAAGUUCGAUGACAAGGGCGACGCCGUAGAUGGCGUUGUCGAGAACCAGCAAAAUAGGAGUGAAUCUUUCAUGGCUAGGGUUGUGAUGCCUUCCAAUAUUAGAAGCGUCCACUGCCCUACUCACUCAAUCAAGAUUCAGAAAAAAGAUGAGAAACUGUUCGAGAUAGCAAUGUGUGACGGUGACAGAUUGGUGGACGGUCUUCAGCUAUUGGUUGACAUGGAUGACGCACACAAGCCACGGAUUUGGCGGGAGAAACUCUCUGAUGAUAAUAAGAGACAGGCAUGUAUGGUAGUCUUCUAUCCUGAAUUUCCUGUGACAACCAUAUCGAACCCUGAAGUCGUCAUCAUGCUAGAUCGUUCGACAUCCAUGAAAGGACAACCCAUGAAAGAUGCAAAGAAGUUGGUUCAUAUGAUCCUAGAGAGUCUUCCAGCAGGGUGCCGAUACAACCUCGUCGUCUUUGGAAACGAUUUCGAUGAGCUGUACCCAACCAGCGUCUUAGCAACUGAUGAGAACAUCAAGCACACGGAAACGUUCUUGAUGACGGUGACUUGGGAGCGUGGAGCCACAGAGGUAUGGAGACCUUUGAGAGCCAUGUCUCUACUCUCAUCCAGUGAUGUUCGUCUGACCAGCAACGGUUUCCUCAUCUCUGAUGGUCACGUGACCAAUGAACAGGACACGCUCUUGGAAGUAGCGAGUAAUCGGCAGAUCAACCGCCUCUUCACAUUCGGUGUUAGUUCUGACUCGAACCGUCACGUUCUGCGUACUCUGGCUGAUACAGGAGGUGGUGCUUAUGAACAGUUUGACCCUAGGAGCAAAUCCACGUGGGAAGCAAAGGUACAAGCACAGGUGAGACGUUCAUGUCAGCCGGCAGCCACGUCAAUCAAAGUCAACUGGAUCUCAUCAGAGGGAAAGACACCAAGAACUUUGACACGGAAGGAGAUUGUGCAAACUCCUUCCCAGAUUGCAUCACUCUUCACGGGGUCGCGAUUGGUUCUUUACGCCAUGGGACCAGAGGUUACAAAGGUUGAACUCGAAGCAGAGAUCGAAGGAAGAACCGAAUCUUUCACUGUAACAGCCGACCUAACACCAACUUCAACAGGUUUGACUCUACAUCGCCUGGCAACCCGAGGAAUUGUGAGAGACUGGGAGCUUGGCUCUGUCCAUGCUAACAGACUGGAGAAUGAUGCCAUGAUGGAUGAUGUGAAGAGACAUCUGAUAGAGCUAGGAGUUCAGUUUAACAUCGUUUCUCCUCUCACCAGCUUUAUCGCCAUAGAAGAGAGGGAUGAGGAGGAUGAGAACAAAGAUACCGAGGGACCUUCGAUAACAGCUAUCCUAGAAGGCUUGUGGCCAACUCCUUAUCAUACCAAUCAUCCUUGGGUAGUUCAGGAGGCAUCUACAGGAAUAGAAACGAGCUGCAGUAUGACCCAACUGAACGAGGCUUUGGCGCGUGCGGGUAGCGCACAGAAGUCCUUCUCCUUCAUCACGGCUGAGCAUCAGUACAAACAAGCCAUGAAUCUCGCUACUAAAUCCUUUGAACCACUUCAUCCAGCUAUAAAGAAGGCGUGCCUUGCCUUAGCCCGGUUUCAUCUCCGUGUGAAGGGCGAAGUACAACUAGCAAACGAGGUACUCAAUGACUACAUGCAAGAAUCAAAGACAGUAGCGACCACUGAGCUGGACAGGAAACUCACGAACAUGGCCAAGAUAUGCAAAAAUCUACUCAACCAGAUAGCUCAAGAAGAAGAAGGGGCCAGUAAGGCUACAUCAUCACCUGCUAAAUUGGCAGUCGACAGAUCCAAGGAGCACUUCCACGAGAAGGAAGACCUAAAGACUGGGAAAGAACAAGAGCAGGAUGUGGAAGCGACAAUCCCUAUCGGCACACGAGCCCAAAUCGACGCGUCUUCUCGCAAAGAUGAGAUUGAGACAGAGGAAUAUGCUGUGGAAAUCAAUUCCGAAUCAUUGUCUGCCGAGGAAGAAAUGAUAAUCGCUCCAAUGCAGGUCGAUGACCAAGAAAGUAUGCCUGAUAUGUACGGAGAGGAAGAAGAUCAAUCUCCUGAUGAAUAUAUUGUCCGGCGUGUUGUCCGGCGUGUAGUUCACUCAGCCAAAAUGACAAAUGCCGUAGCGGAACCAUACGACACUGCCGUGGCAGAACCCGUUGAGAGUGCCAGAGUGGAAUAUAUUGAGUCAGAUGUCAUGGAGUUACGAGCCGCGUCACCUUUGAUGUUGGAAGCUGAACGUUCUCCAUCUCCAGUAAUGUUACAGGCCCAACGUGCUCAAUCUCCUGUCCAGAUGGUGCAUGCAGUUCAAUCAGCCCAACGGUCAUAUGCAACUGCCAUGGCAGAACCCGUUGAGAGUGCCAGAGUGGAAUAUAUUGAGUCAGAUGUAAUGGAGUUACGAGCCGCGUCACCUGUGAUGUUGGAAGCUGAACUUGCUUCAUCUCCAGUAAUGUUACAGGCCCAACGUGCUCAAUCCCCAGUCCAGAUGGUGCAUGCAGUUCAAUCAGCCCAACAGUCAUAUGCACCUGACAUGGCAAAACCCGUUGAGAGUGCCCGAGUGGUAUGUAUUGAGUCAGAUGUAAUGGAGUUACGAGCCGCGUCACCUUUGAUGUUGGAAGCUGAACGUUCUCCAUCUCCAGUAAUGUUACAGGCCCGACGUGCUCAAUCCCCUGUCCAGAUGGUGCAUGCAGUUCAAUCUGCCCAACGGUCAUAUGCAACUGUCAUGGCAGAACCCGUUGAGAGUGCCCGAGUGGUAUGUAUUGAGUCAGAUGUAAUGGAGUUACGAGCCGCGUCACCUGUGAUGUUGGAAGCUGAACGUGCUUCAUCUCCAGUAAUGUUACAGGCCCAACGUGCUCAAUCCCCAGUCCAGAUGGUGCAUGCAGUUCAAUCAGCCCAAUGGUCAUAUGCAACUGCCAUGGCAAAACCCGUUGAGAGUGCCCGAGUGGUAUGUAUUGAGUCAGAUGUAAUUGAGUUACGAGCCGCGUCACCUGUGAUGUUGGAAGCUGAACGUUCUCCAUCUCCAGUAAUGUUACAGGCCCAACGUGCUCAAUCCCCUGUCCAGAUGGUGCAUGCAGUUCAAUCUGCCCAACGGUCAUAUGCAACUGUCAUGGCAGAACCCGUUGAGAGUGCCCGAGUGGUAUGUAUUGAGUCAGAUGUAAUGGAGUUACGAGCCGCGUCACCUGUGAUGUUGGAAGCUGAACGUGCUUCAUCUCCAGUAAUGUUACAGGCCCGACGUGCUGAAUCUCAUAUCCAGAUGGUGCAUGCAGUUCAAUCAGUCCAACGGUCAUAUGCAACUGCCAUGGCAGAACCCGUUGAGAGUGCCCGAGUGGAAUAUAUUGAGUCAGAUGUAAUGGAGUUACGAGCCGCGUCACCUGUGAUGUUGGAAGCUGAACUUGCUUCAUCUCCAGUAAUGUUACAGGCCCAACGUGCUGAAUCUCAUGUCCAGAUGGUGCAUGCAGUUCAAUCAGUCCAAGCAAGACGAGCUCCAUCUCCAGUAAUGUUACAGGAAGUUGCUUCCGAGCUCGAGCCAUACGAGGCAGGAUCCCGUGUCCAGAUGAUGCCAUCAGUCACACAUACAGUAUGUCGACGUAUUGAGUCAGAUGAAGUGCGGUUACGAGUCGCGUCACCUGUGAGGGUGGUAGCAAGACGAGCUCAAUCUCCAGUAAUGUUACAGGAUGUUACUGAACAUCUUGAUCUGAUGAUGAGUGAAAUGCAAUCUGAUGAUGUUGGUCAAGAUUCAACUUCAGUAUCAAUGUUGAGAAAAAAAAACCUUGAGUCAGAAGAAGAGGAGUUACGAGCCGCGUCACCUGUGAUGUUGGAAGCUGAACGUUCUCCAUCUCCAGUAAUGUUACAGGCCCAACGUGCUGAAUUUCCUGUCUUGAUGAUGCGUGAUGUUCAAUCAGCCCAACUGUCUGAACUUGAUGAGCAGCUUCAGGAGAAUAUCGACCAGGCACGGCAAGUCCUCGAUGUCUGUGCGCCUUACAAGACUUACCUGACCACCUCUCAGAAGGAUAGGGAAGAUGACGAGAGCGUUGAUGAGAUAGUGAAAGAUCCAGAUGAACGAGAAAUAGAAACAAUGAGGCGUUUGUUGAAGAUAUCAAACGAGGAUGAUGACGGUUGGUGGACAUGGGAUCUCACAGAUUUCGAGAAAGAAUUCGGGGUCGAUUGCAGUGAAAUUGUUGCUGUGCUUCAGAACCCUACCAAGAGCUUCAGCUUGGAUGAGAGCUUAGCUGAUAAAUGGAUGUCUUCAAUGGAUUUAAUCAGGAAGAUUGUAGCGGCGGCUCUAGUGCUGUCUAUUUUCGACAUGUGGAUAUCACUGGUAGAGCCUAAUGUCUCUACACUGAUUCACGAUAACUCCGCCAUCCUCUUCAUUCCUGCACAGAUACAGGAGUGGUUGAAACAUUGCUUACCAGGUAAUGUCAGUCAGCUCUACACCAUUGCCUUUGGGGAAACGACCACCUGGGCGUCAAUCCUGAAGCAAUUCCCAUCCGAUAUCAUCGAGGUUUUCAUGCGCCCUAUCAGGCAUUGCAUGACCAAGACUCGUUAAAACAGAGAAUAGAUCCACAUUUGAAGCAACCGAGAUUGCGAAUAUAAACGGAUAUCACGAAGAAAAAAAAACUGUCUACAACAUUACUUCACAUUGUCUGAAGUACAUGCUUGAUUUAUUUGAAUAUAUGAACUGGUUAUAUCAUUUAGGUAUAGGUUAUACAUGAAAUACAGAUGAACGAAUAUCCAGGAUAGUCUUCAUGUAAUAAAUUUGAGAUGUGGUACCAGCAAUGAGCAAGGGCACUGACAUCAUGGGAAUGGAUUUACAUAUUUAUGACAAGCUGGUGUCGGUGCCAGUGUCAGUGCCAUGAAAAAAAAAAUCAGUUUGGUUGUUGUAAUAUUUCAACUGUGGUAAAAAUUUAUGUUCCUCUCGCAAUGUUUUUAUGAAAAUUACAUCUUUUUGUGAUUAUAUCUUUUAUGUCUUUUAUCUAUCAACAUUUUUCUUGAAAAUAGCUAUGAAAUGCUUAUUUUGUUCCUUUUGUCACUACCAGUUCAUAAUUUGCGCAAUACAAUGCAUACAAUACAGUUUACGCCUAAUGGCGUAGCAUGGGCUCAGUCAAUGGGGGGGGGGGGGCACCGGUAUUUAGUCUUCUAGAUCAGUGUUUAUCAACCAUCUUUUAGUCACUGUACCCUUUUAGAAUUUAAAAGUUUCACGUCACCCCAAUCCAAAAUCCAUCGAAGAGGAUUUAUUGUCCACCCCUUGUACAUGUAUAUAUAACAUGUAUACAUAAGUUAUGACUCAAUUGACAAAGUACAUAAGUUAUGACUCAAUUGACAAAGUAAAUACGUCAUAACAAAUUGUUUGUGUUGUAAAUAGUUUGUAUAAAUACAAUUCGAUUGUACCCUAACAGAUACUACAUUGUUAUCUGAUAUCCAGAAGUAAAUGUGACAAACCUUAUGGGGAACACAUAAAUUAUGCAUAACAAUACUGGUGGGUUUGAUUACAUACAUUACUUCUCUAUUAUAUGCAUGAAUAAUUGUGUACAAUAAUGUACCUUUUCACGAAGAAUGAUUUCAUUGAAUGUUAUAACAUUAUGAUUGGGUGGUGGAACUAACAAACUAACUUUGGUCUGUUUAUUGUGUAGUCUGUCUUAGUAAGACUAGAAUGUGUAUGACUGGUCUUUUAAAAAGUGAAAAGAAUUGUUGACAUGUCAUAGUCCAAAUCUUAUGGACACUGUUUGGUGAUUUUGAGAAAUAUACAAAGAUUCUUAUGGAAUUGAUGAAUAUCAAUUAAAAUAAUGUUUUGUUAGUGGGAAAUCAUCAAUUGAAA
This is a messenger RNA of Strongylocentrotus purpuratus (purple sea urchin), 8124 nucleotides long. RefSeq lists its product as uncharacterized. Gene Ontology annotation, molecular function: NAD+ poly-ADP-ribosyltransferase activity. Bases 331 to 6855 code for a protein of 2174 amino acids. The record is from RefSeq and is a predicted model, not a curated record. NCBI's taxonomy places the organism in Eukaryota, Metazoa, Echinodermata, Echinoidea, Camarodonta, Strongylocentrotidae. The transcript has 29 exons.